CUCUGGUAACUUGUAGUGGGUAGCGCCUUUGCUGUGCGGCGCAAUUGUCUGGGUAGCGAAGUAUCGGUAACUCGGCGCACAUGUCCUACGUGAAACUUACGCCAGCCUUUGCGAAGGCGGCCGGCUCGCGCAGCCUCAACAGGCUCGCGAGCUCGCGGGGCCGCCGGCUGCGCUGCACGGCGACCUCCACGAGGCGGGCGCGCGCGCCGGCGGAGCAGGAACGGCAGCAGCAGCAACAACAGCGCGGCGAGCCCUCGUGCGCCGUGCUGAAAGAGUCCGCGCAGCUCGAGCUCAUCACCGAAGGCAGGCGCGUUGGCGCCGGCGACGCCCGCCGCCGGCCCGAGAGCAUCGCCAUGAUAGACUUCGAGAACACGAAGGAGGCGUACAAGAGCAAAAGCACGCUGGAGCUCCUCAGGAGUCUGCUCGUGUUCAAGCUUUGCUCGUACGACUUGUUGGUUGACAGGAACAAGGAGCUUAUGGACUUGAGCAGAAAGGUUUUGGGGCAGAAAAUAUUUGAGCAGCUGAUGAAGAUGACCUUCUACGGGCAGUUUGUAGCUGGGGAGGAUCAAGAGGCUAUCAAGCCCUUGGUGCAGAAGAAUCGGGCGUUUGGUGUAGGGUCAGUUCUGGACUACAGUGUGGAGGAAGACCUGACUCAGGAGGAGGCCGAGAAGAAAGAGAUGGAUUCUUGUGUAUCGGAAGCUGAGAAAUCAAGUCCUGACAUUGUCAGAGAAUGCCCCUCUAAGGACAGUGAAUGUGAGGACCACAGAGAGAAGAAGUACAAGGCCCACCGGCAGUUUGGAGAUCGCCGGGGGGGCGUAGUCAGUGCCCGCACCUACUUCUAUGCCGAUGAGGCCAAGUGUGACCAGCACAUGGAGACCUUCCUUCGUUGUAUCCAAGCUUCAGGUGGAAGCUCUGAAGAUGGCUUCUCGGCCAUAAAAAUGACUGCUCUGGGACGGCCACAGUUCUUGCUCCAGUUCUCAGAGGUGUUGGUGAAGUGGAGGCGCUUCUUCAGCUUCCUGGCUGCCCAGCAGGGGAAGGAAAGGAUGACAGCUCUUGAGCAGAAGCUGGAGUUGGACCAGCUGAAGGAGAGUUUGACAAAGCUGGGUGUGGCCACCAAGGAUGACAUUCAGAACUGGUUUACAGGGGAGAAGCUGGGGUCAUCUGGGACUAUAGACCUGCUUGACUGGAACAGUCUGAUUAAUGACAGGACCAAGAUCUCUAAUCUGCUUGUUGUUCCGAAUCUUGAGACUGGACAGCUGGAGCCCCUCCUCCAUAAAUUCACGGAUGAGGAAGAAAGACAGAUGAAGAGAAUGCUGCAGAGGAUGGACGUACUUGCAAAGCAUGCAGUACAGGAAGGUGUGCGGCUGAUGGUCGAUGCAGAGCAGACAUACUUCCAGCCAGCAAUAAGCAGGUUGACCCUGGAGAUGCAGAGGAUCUUCAACAAAGAAAAGCCCAUAAUCUUCAACACUUAUCAGUGCUACCUUAAGGAGGCCUAUGACAAUGUGACUGUGGAUGUAGAGCUGUCACGGCGAGAGGGCUGGUACUUUGGCGCCAAGCUGGUGCGUGGCGCCUACAUGUACCAGGAGCGGAGAAGGGCUGCAGAGAUUGGUUAUGAGGACCCCAUUAACCUUGAUUAUGAGGCCACCAACAGGAUGUACCACAGGUGCUUGGACUUCAUAUUGGAGGAGAUCGAACAUAAUCGUAACGCCAACGUGAUGGUGGCAUCCCACAACGAGGAUACCGUUAAGUUCACCCUACAGAGGAUGAACGAGAUGGGUCUGUCCCCGGGGGAGAAUAAGGUCUACUUCGGCCAGCUGCUGGGCAUGUGUGACCAGAUCAGUUUCCCACUCGGCCAAGCGGGAUUCCCAGUUUACAAGUAUGUGCCUUAUGGCCCUGUGAACGAGGUGCUACCCUACCUAUCCCGACGCGCCCAGGAGAACAGAGGCUUCAUGAAAGGUUCUACGCGAGAGCGCCACCUCCUGUGGAUAGAGCUGAAGCGCAGACUGCUCAGCCGGGAGCUCUUCUACAGCCCUUCCUACUAAGGGCCCCAUGUGCCUGUAGCAGCCAGAUAGUAGCGCUGCACUCACCAUUCCUGUACAGGUUGGGGGAGGGGGUGUGGUUACUUCUGUCAGCACUUGUGGUUCACAAUGCCUUUGUAAAGUAGAACAUGGUGACCUGGUUUCAGACACAAUGUUUUCAGCUGCUUUCAUUUCUGUUGAUAAUGGAAGUGAAACAAGAAGCAAUAAUGCACAUUUAUACCGCCGGUAGGAUUUUAUCUGAUGCAAAGUAGAUACUUGAGUCUCGUGUGCUGAGUCUUAUGACAUUAUAAUUACGUUUUCCUCUGCUAUCCUACUUGCCCAAAUGGGAUGCAUCUCAGUGUUGUGUGUAGCUUUUAAAAAGUAUCAGAAAGAGCAGAGAGACUGUCAGUGAUUGCGUUGCAUGUGUGCGCCUGGUUCUGUGCUCACACAUUUGUUUGGUAUCCUGCAGCCUUCAGAAAUUGCACAUGGUUUGCUUUUUAGAUGUUGAAUUUCUGGUUUUGAAACUUAUCUACAUGUAACACUUUUUUGUAAAUGCUCUUGUCUUUUCCUUUUUUAUCACGUUGCUACUGAUGCUGGAUAUGUAACAGAUGAGGCGAGAAGCUGCUGUCAAGGCUGCUGUUGACUGCAAACCAUUUUUAGUAUGAAAUUAAAUGGUGGGGGCAGAGGAAGUAGAAUAAAUGGGUCGAAUAAAAGAACCUUGUAGUUUUUUUAAACAUUGAAGGCAAGGUCCAUUGUUUAACAGAUCAUUUCACAGUAUAACAUGGGGGCAUUUUCCCUUCUUGCUGUUUCUCCUUUAUUGACUAUUAAUUAAUUAUCACGGAGAGAAAAAAGCAUAUUGUAAUAAUUUGUACUGCAAUUCUUAACUUUUUAUAUAUUUAUCCAGUGUCUGUAAUUGCACUUAUCUCCAGCUUAGUUGAGCAUGAACCCUUUUCAGAAUUAAUUUUUUUGUCUGAAAUGUGAGUGAUUGUCACAGUAUCUUUUCUGAAAUGGGUGAUGGAAAAUUUAAUGCAAGAUCGCCUGUGUGACAAUAGUGCGUUCCUAAAGAAGAAUGUGAAAAUUUGGAACAUUUAUUUUAAAUAUGCAGAUAGAUUUCAAGCAUGUAGAAGUACUAUGAAUUAUACGAAAAGGCCCAUAAAUAAUUUAACCAUAUGUAUGCUUUUUAGAAUGGUUUUACUUUUCUACUGAGAAGUGAAUCCCAUGUGAAGGAUUAAAUAUGGAUUAUUAAAUGGA
Molecule: messenger RNA, 3269 nt
Organism: Scleropages formosus (Asian bonytongue)
Lineage: Eukaryota; Metazoa; Chordata; Actinopteri; Osteoglossiformes; Osteoglossidae
Gene: prodha
Product: proline dehydrogenase (oxidase) 1a
Exons: 15
Coding region: 81-2042 (653 amino acids)
Cellular component (GO): mitochondrion
Molecular function (GO): proline dehydrogenase activity; FAD binding
Source: RefSeq, a predicted model, not a curated record